UCGUGGCGCCAGGAGAAAACCCGUUUCUACUUUUGUCACUACAUGCCGGAAAAAUUAGGAUACGCUACCCUUUUCCCACCCUUCGUUCCCGAUUCCCCCAUCAACUCUCCACCCAAAUUCACCGGAAGUUUCGCCCUGUUAGCCUCCAAUGCUCAGCGCCGCAGCCACCUCCGCCGCUGCAUCGUCUAUUCCGGCUUCCGUACUCUGCUGUACAGCUCAAUCCACCUCAAGAAGAACGAUUAAACGCCCCCACAACAAUUGUCGUGCUGUUGCUGGAAACUUUGGGCAUUUCGUACAAGUUGUAAAGAAAGAUGUCGAUUUUCUCAAGAAGAAUAUCGGUGCAGGGAUCAAUUGGACGAGCGAAGCUCUUGGUUUACCGGAGAUUUCGAAAAAGGUAGAUGAGUUUGUUUGGCUACGGAACCUCGAAGAUCCCCACUAUUCUGGUGAAUUUCAGUCUCCUUCUUGGCCUCAGCCUUAUUAUCCAGAACUCUCUACCACAGAUCUCAUCAUGGCUGACCUUAAAGCCAUGGAAACAUACAUAAUCUAUUAUUACCAUCUCUCUAAAAUGUGGACAAAACCACUUCCAGAAGCUUACAAUGCACAAGAAGCUGAUACCUAUUUCAAAUGCAGACCUCAUAUAGUAGCCCUUCGACUUAUUGAAGUUUUUAGCUCCUUUGCUUCAGCUGCAAUCAGAAUCAGGAUAUCAGGAAUUAUAAGGUCAAAAACGUCAAAUACAGACUCUGAAACCGAAGAAUACAAUUCACAAUACAAAUUCGGAAUGGUGUUAAAAGAAACAAUGUUAAACUUAGGUCCCACUUUUAUCAAAGUUGGUCAAUCCCUUUCCACAAGGCCAGAUAUCAUUGGCUUUCAAAUAACAAAGGCUUUAAGUGAGCUCCAUGAUCAAAUCCCUCCAUUUCCCCGAACUUUAGCCAUGCAAAUCAUAGAGGAAGAGCUCGGAUCCCCUGUGGACACCUUCUUCAGUUACAUCUCUGAGGAAGCAAUAGCUGCAGCAUCAUUUGGUCAAGUCUACAGAGCAACUACAGUAGAUGGAGUUGAUGUUGCUGUGAAAAUACAACGCCCUAAUUUGAAACAUGUUGUGUUUCGUGAUGUUUAUAUUAUGAGAGUUGGGUUGGAUAUUUUGCAACAAGUGACUAAAAGGAAAAGUGAUUUACGCCUUUAUGCUGAUGAGUUAGGAAAAGGAUUAGUAGGGGAAUUGGAUUACACUUUAGAAGCUGCAAAUGCUAAAGAAUUUAUGGAAGCUCAUUCACCAUUUUCGUAUAUUCGUGUUCCAAAAGUGUUUGACCAUUUGACUAAAAAGAGGGUGUUGACUAUGGAGUGGAUGAGUGGUGAAAAUCCAAAAGAAUUAUUAUCAAUGUGUAACACCAAUUUUGAACAAGAAUUGCAAUAUUCAGAGAAACAGAGGAUUGAUGCUAAAAGACAUCUUUUUGAUCUGGUUAACAAAGGAGUUGAAGCAUGUUUAGUUCAACUCCUUGAAACUGGAUUAUUACAUGCGGAUCCACACCCUGGAAAUAUGCUCUAUUUACCAUCUGGACAAAUAGGGUUUCUUGAUUUUGGAUUAAUCUGUCGAAUGGAAAAGAAGCAUAAGUUUGCAAUGCUUGGAGCGAUUAUUCACAUAGUAAAUGCUGACUGGGCAUCCCUUGUGGGGUCCCUUGCUGACAUGGACAUCGUAAGGCCGGGAACCAAUGUUUCACGAAUUACCAUGGAUCUGGAAUAUGCGAUGGGGGAGAUGGAAUUCAAGGAUGGAAUCCCUGAUAUCAGAUUUAGUAAGGUGCUUGGUAAAGUGUUUGCUAUAGCUGUGAAAUAUCAUCUUCGCAUGCCACCUUAUUUUACUCUUCUCCUACGUUCUAUUGCUUCCUUUGAAGGAUUAGCAAUGGCUGGAGAUCCAAAUUUCAAGACAUUUGAAAGUUCAUAUCCGUAUGUUGUUCGUAAGCUUCUAACAGAUAACUCAUUUGAAACAAGGAAGAUUCUUCACUCGGUUGUGAUGAACAAAAGAAAACAACUUCAAUGGAAGAAGGUUGCUUUUUUCUUGAAAAUCGGGGCAACAAGCAAAGGAUUAUUAAAAAGUGGGACUUCUUCUUCUUCAGAAUCAGAUACAGUAAAUUUAGUCCUUAAACUUUUACUCUCAAAAGAUGGUGUUGUGGUGCGACGACUUGUCAUGACAGCUGAUGGAGCAUCAUUAAUCCGGGAUACAGUUUCCAAGGAAGCAAAACCUUUCAGAUAUCAACUCUGUAAAAUCAUAGCUGACGUGUUAUACCACUCAAUAUGCACAACAGCUUUUGCUAAAACAUUCAUGCCGAUGUCAGCCACGUGUAAUCCAAUUUACAGAUCAUCAUCGUCAUCUUCAAUGCCAGCUGUCGAUUACAAGACCCUAGUGGGAAAUCGACGGCUGAGAGUGAUUGUCCGGAAGGUUCUAGAAUCUGGGAGAAAAGAUCCGCUGUUAAUGCUUCGGUUGUGUUGGGUGAGUUUUGUGACACUUGUGGUAGCGUCGGCUUUGGCUUGUCAUAAGGUGGUUGUUUCUAUGUCUGAAGAAGAUUAUUUGGGUCGAUUGUCGUUCACUCCUAAGAAACUUGUGGCUUCUCCAAUCUCGAUUCCUGGACAGUAA
This is a messenger RNA of Lactuca saligna, 2623 nucleotides long. Lineage: Eukaryota; Viridiplantae; Streptophyta; Magnoliopsida; Asterales; Asteraceae. The record is from the annotation of a GenBank genome assembly.